Molecule: messenger RNA, 2783 nt
Organism: Tigriopus californicus
Lineage: Eukaryota; Metazoa; Arthropoda; Copepoda; Harpacticoida; Harpacticidae
Product: ichor-like
Biological process (GO): embryonic hindgut morphogenesis; regulation of transcription by RNA polymerase II; embryonic pattern specification
Cellular component (GO): nucleus
Molecular function (GO): RNA polymerase II transcription regulatory region sequence-specific DNA binding; DNA-binding transcription factor activity, RNA polymerase II-specific
Source: RefSeq, a predicted model, not a curated record
CUCGUCGACUUGAGAGGCUGCUCCGAGUACAACUUCAUAAGUAGGUUAGUGGUGCGCUUCUCAGACACAGUCCUUUCAUUAACAACAGGUUGCUGGUUCCUCUACGAAUAUCAACCCACAAGCACAAUGCAUGAGCGACAGAGAGAAGAGAAGGAGCUGGAGAGGCUCUGAGCCUGGGCCCAGUGGAGAGUAGUGAAGAAUACAAUAGACGUCCCUAACAUUGGCUAGUACAACCGUAGCUGGAAGCCUCUUCUCCGUUUCCUCCAUGCAGCACAUUGUGUGCUUACUUACCACACAUGUACGUGAAUGCGAGGGAGCGUGAGUGCGUUGAUGACCUCUGGACUAGCAGCUCCCGCCACACCCAAGCAUAGUGCCCCACACGAAAGUAAAGUCAGUCAAGCCAUGUUGGAAACGACUCUUGUGACUACAACUGUCAAAUUCGGAUCUCAGCCUCCACUCAACAUAAUUAAGCAAGAAGUAGUGAGUCCGCCGCCCAGCUCGUCAGUUAACUCAAUGACACACGGGCAUCUCUCUCCAACUCCCAUUGGGAACUUACUCCAUUGGGAUUGUGACCAGUAUCCCGACUCUGCCUCCAAAUUCAGCCCAAUCAAGCUGGAGCCCUCAGAUCCCUUGGACAGUAUGGGACUGAACCAAAAUGCCAGCUCGGAUUUUGCGGAAUUGAAGCCAAUGCCAUUUGAUUAUGGUAACACUACAUUGACAGGCCUGGAUCCAGUAUUAGCCAAUAGCAGCAAUAAUAAUAACAACAACAACAAUAACUCAAAGACCAUGGUGAACAUGAAUAGUAGUAAUGGUUCGACCAACCACAACAAUGCCACCAGCAACAACACCAACAACCACCCCACCGCAACAUCAGAAUCUAUCAAUUCUCUUCACAACCACAACACGGGUAGCAGUACGACAUUAGCCGGCACAAUUAUUCGAUCCACCCCGACAUCGUCAUCCUCGUCGUCACUUCACUAUCCCACCUCCUCGUCUGCCGACGUCACCUCCACUGCCACGUCAAGCCCACCGGGUAUCACCAAACUCGAGACCUUGGACUUCACCGCCAGUCAGGAUGCCUUUGAUGACUUGGCAUCCAUAGUGGGUAUUUCCAUGGGUGCCGACUCCACGGUGCCCAACAUGGAGAGCGACCUCGAUCUUGAUGCUUGGAUUGAAAGCACCGCCCAGAAUAUCCGUCCCUUGGUCCCUGACGGAGGCCUCGAUUCCAUACUGCCCAUGUCACGACACGGUGGUGUCUCCAACCACAACACCUUGACAGUGUCAUCACAAUCUUUCUUGCAAAUGAGCCAAAGUUCCCCUUCUUCCACGCUUCAAAGCCUCCUUCAAGGCAAUUUAACCCCCCACCCACCUUUAGGAUCUACGAAAGUAACGCAGCUUCAACACAGGGAAGAUCACAACUCUGGGAAUGCCCCACCUCCUUACUCGAUUUUACAGACACGCCUUCAACAUGGGUCGUUGUCUGUGCCUAUGCAAAACCACAAUACUCACAACAACAUAGUGAAAGUGGACUCUACAUUUGACCUGAUGAAACUGACAGACAAUGGAGGGGGCGGCAACGGAGGUCAUCCCUACUUAACUUCGAACUUUUCCGAUUCUUUACCACAUUCCACUCAGACCCUUCUUAACCAUGUUUCGACCUCUGCCGACCAAAGUUUACACCGGAGACUGGGCGAACUGAGUGGGUUGGCCAAAAUCAAGGCCAAGCAGAACAAGAUACGUCAGAAGCUCGGCCUAAACAGUGUGAGUGGAGGAGUGGCCUCUGGAUCUGCCAAUGGAGUAGGCUCCCCAAAUGGGGACCAAUCCAAAAAGAUGAUGCAUCAUUGUCAAAUCUGCAAUAGAGGGUUCUUGAAUAAGUCAAAUAUCAAAGUGCAUUUAAGGACCCACACGGGCGAGAAGCCGUUCAAGUGCGAGCAUUGCUCCAAAGCCUUCCGGCAAAAGGCCCACUUACUCAAGCAUAUGUCGAUACACAAGCGUAUUUCCCGGGACUGAUGAUACACUAAUGAUGACAUUUAAAGAACCGUUGUUGCCUCUCCACCCGCCACUGUGUGGCACUCAAGGGUGCAGGUAGGCCUGGGAUGAUGUGUUUUCCCUUUCAAAGAUCACGUCUUUGCGAAAAAAGAAACUCCACUUUUGCCUUGACGCACCAUGACGACAAGGGUUGAGAAGGAGGCAGUGCUAGUUAACGAUGUGAAACAACUCCAAAGAAGGAGAAAGUGUUCUACUUCGUUUGUCGAGCGAAUCUUUUUUCCUCGCUACUCCUACAGCUUCAGAAUUCUCCGCUACGUUAGAGAAACUCUGCUAACGUAACAACAGUCGAAGAACAAGAUGACGGUCCUCGCCUGGUCCGCUCUUUCAUGGCUGUUCCAUCUAAAAGACUCGCUUUUCAACUGGCGACCCAUAUACGGGCCAUGCGCGUGUGUGUGUGUCUGUCUGCCCUGUCUGCUGCGGAUAGUGACGGGGAGCAGCAGGAGGAAUGAAGACCUGUGCUUCCUCAGUCCUCGCCCAACGAUUCAUCGACCAUUCUUGGCUGAGCAAGAAGUAUCUAUCAUGCCGUUGGUGUUCAUGACUCUUGACUUGUCUGGUGAUAAUGAUCGAAUUGGUUUUUAGGUCUCUUUGACAAUUUAUACACACAAAUACGCACUCACUUGUUAGCUGCCUUCCCUCCAUUCUAUAAAACCCUUCACUUUGUCCUGUCGAUAUUAUUGUUAAGAAGUGCCUUUUAUGUAUCAAUGUUAGAAUCUAUUCGCAAAUAAAACGUACAA